UGGCUGCGGAGCGCCAAGCACGGGUUCGGGCGCCUGGGAGCGGCUGCGGCAUUGGCAGCGACCCGCUUUCUCUCCUCGCCUUCCUUCGCGCCGCCAGCAGCCCGGCUGGCUGUCACCGCCGAGGCCAAGGCGAGAUGGGGCCCCUCAAGGAAAGCUGCAAGAAGGAUCACAAGAUGCAGGACAAGGAAUUUUGCCGCAGCCGGAUUCCUCGCCUGGUACUUCGGCCUCAUCUCCCCCAGCAACAUUUCCAAUACCAGAAGGUGUCUCCAGCAUCCGAAUCCCCCUUUUCUGAAGAGGAAAGCAAAGAAUUCAACCCUUUAAGCUCAUCUGGAAGGUCUGCCAGGACAAUCAGCAGCAACAGUUUUUGCUCAGAUGACACAGGUUGCCCCAGUAGCCAAUCAGUAUCUCCAGUUAAGACUCCACCAGAUACGGGAAACAGUCCAAUCACUUUCUGUACAGGCAGUGAUGGGGGAGACUAUGCCAGAAAGAAAUUUAAUUCAGGAACAGUGGCAGAUGGAACUCAUCAGCCGGCACGAUAUAAAAAGGAAGCAAAGACAAACCUCAUAAAGCCAGGAAGCGAAGCUGAUUUUAGUUCAUCGAGUAGUACAGGAAGCAUUUCAGCUCCUGAAGUUCACAUGUCUGCUGGUUCCGGAAACAAAAGAUCAUCAUUUUCCCGCAACCGGGGACCUCAUGGCCGCAAUCAUGGUUCUUUGCCUUAUAAAUCUGGGUCCAGCCCUCCAACCACAGUCCGUGAGAAGGACUUCUUGUCGAUGCUGUGCAAAAAUCAAUUGAGCCCUGUCAGUCCCCAUCAGAAUUAUGGUGCCUCUUCAGCCAGCAGCAGCAAUUCCGGUUCAUACAAGGGAAAUGAUAACAGCCCAACUUUUAGGCGGCCAGUACGAUACAAUUCUUGCGGUGAGAACCAUGGGAUUAAGCCACCCAGUCCAGAACAGUACCUGACCCCUCUCCAACAAAAGGAAGUUACAGUGAGGCACCUGAAAACAAAACUGAAGGAAUCAGAGAGCAGACUUCAAGAAAGAGAAAGCGAAAUCAAGGAACUUAAAUCUCAACUGGCACGCAUGCGGGAUGACUGGAUUGAAGAAGAAUGUCAUCGCGUGGAGGCCCAGCUUGCCUUGAAAGAAGCACGGAAGGAGAUUAAGCAACUCAAGCAGGUCAUUGAAACAAUGAAAAAUAGCUUGGCUGAGAAAGACAAAGGGAUUCAGAAGUAUUUUGUGGACAUCAAUAUCCAGAAUAAGAAAUUAGAGUCUUUGCUUCAGAGCAUGGAAUUGGCCCAGAACGGCUCUUCUCGUGAGGAUCAGAGCCUAGAAUAUGAAUGUGACUUGUCACCUGACAAGUCUUUCAGCAUGAGUACAACUUAUUCCAAGACGGAAGACAGCAUGUUCACAGAGAACCAUUCGGUGGAGGCAGAUAGCGGCGUACUGCUCAGUGAUGAUGUUGCGAAUGGGAAUGACAUUUUUGAAGAAACCAUGUUUGCUACUACUCCUGAAUUUGGUCACCCGGCUCUUUUUACAUCUUCUACUUUCAACCAUCUGGAUCUGGUGCAAAGCCUAGGCAACUCCCAAGUAGAGGAUGAUAAUCAUAGUGAAGCCAUGGAACAAGCUGUUCAGGCUGAUGUAUUGCUAUACAGGUCAGGCAUGGAGCAGCUGAUUGAGAACAUAUUCAAGGCACAAGAUGUUUGUCCAAUCAACCCAUCUCCCGUUUUGGUGGAAUCCAGUGUAUCUCAUCCUGAAAAUAUCUCAGACUUGCUGGUGGAUUUGACACCCACAGAUCCAAAUUCUGCUAUCCUCUUAUCUCCAUUGGAACCCAUGCCCAGGCCCGUGGAUUCUCGAUAUUACAAAAACCGAGUCAUGAAGGAACUGGAUUUCAUAGAUUAUCACACCACAACCCUUGCGAAUGUGACAAAGAUGUCUGAAGGGAACAUUGUCAAAAGGUAUUGGAGCAGCAACUUCCUCAUAGAUCUGUUGGCCAUUGGUGCCCCCAUUGUGCCAACAAUCAUGUGGAUGUUUAGUACUAGGAGGGGAGGAACAAUUCCAAUCUUCACUUUUGGAGCAUUGUUUCGUGGCUGCUGCCUGCUGGCCUUGAAUUCUCUUCGUCAAGAACCGGUUAUUCUUCAACGUUAGAUAGCACUGUCUUGAAUGGUGUGCCAAGAGAUUGUAUUCUGGUGGAUAUAUAGUGAGGCCAUUUUAAAAAAACAUAAGUGGUGUGCAUCAUGGUGAAUCUGCCUGUUUUGCUCCUAAAUGUUUGAUUUGCACUAUAUUUAAUUGAGAACAUGUUCGUUGUUUGAAAUGGAAGGCAAACUAUUGAUGGCAUGGAGACAUGUUUCCAUUAAGUGUAUACACAAGUGCAUUUAUAGCGCAUGAUCAGCACUUUCCAUCCUGUGGUCGGAUGUAUGGAUUGUGAUACCAAAUGUGUUCUGAUGUGAGGGUCAGGUUCAUUCUUUCAAAGGCAGCAUAUAUAGUCCCAGCAUGUGUUGUCUACGCUUCUUAAUGGCACAAUUGUGAUGCAGUCACGCUCGCAUUCCAUUCAUCUUGUGUACCCAGGGAUCAUAACCAAAUCUGCCCCCCUCCCCCCACAAACCAGUGUAUUCAUGUAGAUGGGUGGGAAUCUUGAAUUGUGUUCUUUUGUUUAUAAAUAUGGCUGUGAAUAUAUUUUACUGAGAUUUGUCUGAAGUCUUAAAUGAAGUCUUACUGGAAGUGUAAUGUUAAUCUAUGAAGGAAUAUUUUAAAUGUGUGAUGUAUUAACUUAUUUUUCCUCUUGUUUAAUAAUCUUUUCAGGAAAGCAAAGACCCUUUGAAUCACAUGUUGUAAAUAAAGCAUGCUGAAACUGAA
Pantherophis guttatus is the source of this 2846-nucleotide messenger RNA. It is a transcript of the gene SYBU, whose product is annotated as syntabulin. Gene Ontology annotation, cellular component: cytoplasmic microtubule. The record is from RefSeq and is a predicted model, not a curated record. Gene Ontology annotation, biological process: axonal transport of mitochondrion; synapse maturation. Lineage: Eukaryota; Metazoa; Chordata; Lepidosauria; Squamata; Colubridae.